This is a messenger RNA of Melampsora larici-populina 98AG31, 2409 nucleotides long. Its product is annotated as family 5 glycoside hydrolase. NCBI's taxonomy places the organism in Eukaryota, Fungi, Basidiomycota, Pucciniomycetes, Pucciniales, Melampsoraceae. Bases 1 to 2103 code for a protein of 700 amino acids. The transcript has 10 exons. Gene Ontology annotation, molecular function: beta-glucosidase activity. The record is from RefSeq and is a predicted model, not a curated record.
AUGAACACCAACUUAUCAAUCAAACAUCAACAUUUCAUUGACCAACACAAUCGAAUCAGUUUACUAAAAGGAAUCUCCAUUUCAGGAAACUCAAAACUACCAUCAAACUCAGCAGAACUAAAUUUACAUGAACCCCAAGAAUUCUUCAAGAACCAUCGAUCAGUUUCAUUUAUUGGAAACCCCAUCAACUUAACCGAUGCUUCUUUUCAUCUAAACCAAUUAAAAACUUUGGGAUUCGAAUUAAUUAGACUAGUUAUCUGUUGGGAAUCUAUCGAACAUUUCGGUCCAGGUGAAUAUGAUGAAGAGUAUUUAAAUUAUAUUGGCAAGUUAAUUGAGAUUUGUGAAGGAUUGAAUCUUUGGGUGAUUAUUGAUUGUCAUCAAGAUGUUUGGAGUAGAUUGACUGGUGGAUCAGGGGCUCCUGGUUGGACUUUAGAUUUGGUGGGAUUCCAGUUGGAAAACUUGUUGGAGACUGGAGCUGUGACUUUACAUCAGUUUAAUCAUCAGAAUGGAACUUGGCCUACUGGUUAUCAAAAACUAGCUGCAGCUACUAUGUUUACUUUAUUCUUUGCUGGUCAAACGUUUGCUCCAAAGCGUACAGUAGAUAGAUCAUUGCAUUCAAAAUGGUCAAAGGAUAGAUCAGGUGAAUUGAUCUCGAUCGAAACUUUCUUACAAGAAAGUAUGAUCGAAGCUUUUGGUGAAUUAGCUGAUCGGCUCAGUGAAUUUAAGUGUGUGAUUGGUUUUGAACCUAUGAAUGAACCGCAUCGUGGUUAUAUCAAUCUAUAUUCUCCAUAUCGAUGGAAUAUAACUACUGAUCUUGCUUUAUACGAUUGUCCAAAUUUCAUCGAAUCCUUAGCCUUAGGAGACGGAAAACCACAAAGCAUCGAUUUCUAUACCCCAACCUGGCCGAUGCCAGCCAUCAGAUUAAACCGUAAAAAACUAAGUCCAUCUGUAAGAGCAUGGAAAUCAGGCGUGGAAUGUGUUUGGAAAGAACAUGGGAUUUGGUCUUGGAAUCAAAAAUCAAAUCAACCCAUCGUUUUAAAACCCAAAUAUUUUAAUUUAGAUCCACUGACGGGAAAAACCUAUGAUUUUUAUCAUCAAGCGUUUUUUCCUUUUAUUAAAAAGUUUUCAAAUCAUAUUCAAAGAAAAUUACCUAAUGUUAAGAUUAUGGUGGGACCUAUUCCUAAUGAAUUUUAUCCUGAAUGGAAAUUAGAAGAAAGACCUAAAAAUUUAGUUCUUGCACCUCAUUUCUAUGAUUUGUUUUCUCUUGUACAUAAGUCUUUUGGUAAUAUCACAUUGGAUGUUCAAGCGAUUUGUUUGAAAAGACCUAUUUGGGAAUGGAUUUACUUCGGACAAUCAGGCGCAAAAAGAAAUUAUACGAAUCAAAUUAAAAGAAUUAUAAAAUCAGCUGAAAAAACGAUAGGAAAUGUACCAUGUUUGAUUGGAGAGAUUGGAAUGUGUAUGGAUUUGAAUAAAGGAGAAGCCUUUAAAACGGGUGAUUUUACGUGGCAAGAAAGACAAAUGGAUGCUUUGAUUUGUGGUUUAGAAUCUAAUUUUGUUUCGUUUGCGUUAUGGAAUUAUAAUCCUUAUAAUACUGAUCUACAUGGUGAUGGUUGGAAUGGAGAAAACUUUAGUUUUAUUAGUUCUUCUGCUCCUAAAGAUUCGAAUGGGAAUCAUCAACCAAGACUCUUGAAAGCUAUUCUUAGACCUUUUGCAAGAAGGAUUGCAGGAUUACCAAGGUUUACUCGGUUUGAUUAUGAAACGAAAUCUUUUGAAUAUAGAUAUCAGAAUCAUAUAUCGGUUAAACCUGAUACAAAUCAAACUGAGAUCUUUUUACCCAAUGAUCUGUAUAAUGAAAAGUCAACUAAGAUUGAAAUUAGUGAUGGAACUUAUUUGUGGAAAACUGAUGUUCAAUGUUUGAUUUGGACUCAUGAGAAUGAAGAAGAGAAUGAAGUUCAUUGGAUUAAGAUUCAAUUAAAAGAUCAAGACCCAAAUGAUCAAACAAAUCAAAAAGGUUAUCAUCAAUUGAUGUAUACUGUUCCAAGUAUCUUGAUUGCUUUAAUUGGGAUUUGGUCUUUGGUUUCUAAAAAAAAUAAAUUGUCUUGAGAUUCAGAUUGUAUUUAAUGAUGAUAUUCAGAUCUGGGAAGUUUUCUUGUGUUUUUAUAGAUUUGUUGAAAAAUUCCAAAAGAUUGAUUGAAAAAUCAUGACUCUCUUUAAAGAAAGAUGACCAGACUGGGGUCUUUUUUUUGAUACAACACACAAUAUCCAAAGAUAAUCAAUUGAAAAGAUGACAAAUCUGCAUUCUUGCAAAACUUAUAAAACACGCUCGUGAUUAAUUUUGAUUUUAAACAUUAUGUGUAAAUAAGAAGAUUCACAUAUUUUGCAAAUUGAUUUUAUAAGAAUUGAUUUUGU